AGCAGCAACAGAAGCAUCAGCAAUAGCAGCAGCAACAGCAACAGCAGUACCAGCAGCAAGCAACAGCAGUACCAGCAGCAAUAACAUCAGCAGCCGCAACUACAGCUCCACCAGCAGCAACAACAUCAGCAAUGGCAGCAGCAGCAGCAGCAACAGCAGCAGUACCAGCAGCAACAUCAGCAACAGGAAGUGCAGCGCCAUCAACAGCGACAACAGCAGCAGCAACAGCAGCAGCAGUAACAGCCAGAGCAGCACCAGCAAAAGCAGCAGCCACAGCAGCACCAACAACACCAGCAGCAGCAGUACCAACACCAGCAACAACAGCAACAGCACCAGCAGGAACACCACAGCAGUAUCAGUUGCAGCAACAGCAGCAGCAACAGCUUCAGCAGCACCAGCAGUAGCAGCACCUCCAGUAGCAGCAAUAGCAUCAGUAGCAGCAAUAGCUGCAGCAACAGCAGCAACAACAGCAGCAGCAGAAGCACCAACACCAGCAGCAACAGCAGCAGCAGCAGCAGCCAAAGCACCAGCAACAGCAGCAGCAGCAGCAGCAUCAGCCGUAUUAUUUGCAGCAACAGCAGCCGCACCAGUAUCAGCAGC
Messenger RNA from Carcharodon carcharias (great white shark), 600 nucleotides. Its product is annotated as G-box-binding factor-like. The record is from RefSeq and is a predicted model, not a curated record. Lineage: Eukaryota; Metazoa; Chordata; Chondrichthyes; Lamniformes; Lamnidae. The annotation marks the transcript as partial. The transcript is spliced from 3 exons.